AUGUCGAUAAUCCCGACGGUGCUGGCAGCCACGGCCGCUGUCAGUGGGAUCUGUAUGUACCUGGACGCCAAAUUCUCCGUCUCAAACGACAUCUCGCAGAUUCUGGGCGCCAGACGGACAAAUCGAUAUAUCCAAGCACGAUUCCGGGAACUGGGAGAAGAUGACUGGUCUUUCUACCAUGUUUUGCACCAAACCUAUGGGCAGAACGACGACCUGGAAGCCCUCGCUUUCGAGAGAAGGUCCUGGACAUACAGAUUGCUUCGCGAAGAAGUGGGUCGACUGGCAGCAGCAUACCUGGACUUGGGCAUUCGUAACCGGACCGUCGUUGGCAUGUUCGUCAACAAUUCACCAGAGUUCCUGUUCAGUUUCUAUGCUUUGAUGAAGAUUGGAGCCAUCCCGGCGCCCUUGAAUACUUCCAUGUCCGGAGAUCAAGUCAAGCAUUGCCUGAAUAUAUGUAGCUCGGAGUUCCUGUUGACCACCUAUGAGUUAUAUCAUGUCGUUGCUCAGACAUUCGGAGACAAUCAAGGCCAGCUGACAGUGGGCUCAGAUCCUGCGUGUCCUACACUCGCUCAAGUCCUGGUCUAUGACUACAAUACGUACGAAACAACGGCUUUGGGAGCUCUACACCCUGAUUGUGUGCUCUUGACCCACAGAGAUUUACCAUCAGUUCCUGGAAUGGGAGAUUUUCCGCCGUCAGUGAGACCCAAGAUCCAUCACCAGCAACCAACACAUUAUAUGUUCACCUCCGGAACCACCGGUCUCCCGAAAGCGAUCCAAUGGCCAGCAGUUUAUGCUUGGGGACUGGCCCAUAAAGAUCGUUGGCCGGGAGCUCUCAGCAGUGAUUUACGCUUCUACAUUUGCAUGCCAAUGUUUCAUGGCACCGCCACAUUCGUCGGGAUUCCACCGACCUGGGCAGGCUCUGGCACAGUCAUAUUAAGCAGACGCUUCUCUCGGUCGGGAUUCUGGCAUGAUGUCCGUCGAAACAGGGCUAACGGAAUACUGUAUAUUGGUGAAAUGCUGCGCUAUCUGACCCAAAGCCCACCAGAUCCCCAAUUUCCCGACGAGAAGGACCACGGGGUGAAGUUUGCCUUUGGUCUGGGCCUGUCACCCAAGGUCUGGAAAGACUUUAGAGACAGAUUUGGAGUCCCCUGGAUCAUCGAAUACUAUGGCUCGAGUGAGGGUACCACUGGGCUGCUACAGUCCAACAAAAACGACCUCGGUGUAGGAAAGGUUGCGCGUUGGGGCCCACUGAUGAGGAGCUCGUGGAUUGGAAACAAUGGACUGUUCCUGAUCAAAAUCAACCCAGAGACUGGGGAGGUGUAUCGCGAUCCCCGGACUGGAUUCUGUCUCAAAGUCGGUUUUGGAGAGCCGGGGGAGGCCAUCUGCAGAGUCCAGCCCCCGAUACAAACUCGACACAACUACAUCGGUCCGGGGGGAGAAGAGGCAACGCGCAAGAAGAUUCUGAAGAACGUCUUCCGACGGGGUGAUGAGUUCUUUCGCAUGGGAGACACUCUGGCAAUGGAUAGGGACGGGUUCAUCUCUUUUGUUGAUCGCCUUGGAGAUACGUAUCGGGUUAAAGGGCACAAUAUUUCCACCACUGAGGUCGAGAACGUCCUCAGUCGACAUCCCGCCAUCGCAUCAGUCAAUGUAUACGCUAUUGCCAUGAAUCGAUAUGGUUACGAAGGGCAACUGGGCUGCAUAGCUGUGACUCUUCGUCAGAAUAACUCCGCCAGCCCUCAAGUCGUCGAGCACGACCUCGUCACGGAGUUGGAAGAAUGGUUAAUUGGCCCCACGGGUGGCCUGCCGCCGUAUGCGGUGCCUCGGUUUCUUCGAAUUCUCUCUCCCUCCCCGCAAGACGAGAAUGCCGUGGCCCGAACCUCAUCAAGCGAAUCUGGCCCUGAGCGAGUUUCCCCGCUCAUGAAGAAGCAGAAGGUCGAACUUCAAAAAGAGGGCUUCAAUCUCUCGUCAGAAAGCAAUGAUCGCAUUUAUUGGAUCAAGCAAGAACGUGCUGGCUAUGAACCUCUGGAUCCUAACACGGUGCAAAAUCUUCUGGCUGGACGCCAUAUGCUGUAAGGUGUCACUGAUGUUGGUCAGGUAGUCUCAGCCUGACGAUUUGGUCAUGAGAUCUGGCGAAUACAUCCAUAUCUGUUACGUAG
Exophiala xenobiotica is the source of this 2156-nucleotide messenger RNA. RefSeq lists its product as uncharacterized. The record is from RefSeq and is a predicted model, not a curated record. Gene Ontology annotation, molecular function: long-chain fatty acid-CoA ligase activity; long-chain fatty acid transmembrane transporter activity. The coding region runs from base 1 to 2073 and encodes 690 amino acids. The transcript is spliced from 5 exons. NCBI's taxonomy places the organism in Eukaryota, Fungi, Ascomycota, Eurotiomycetes, Chaetothyriales, Herpotrichiellaceae.